Molecule: messenger RNA, 3285 nt
Organism: Tigriopus californicus
Lineage: Eukaryota; Metazoa; Arthropoda; Copepoda; Harpacticoida; Harpacticidae
Product: zinc finger protein 91-like
Exons: 3
Coding region: 104-3229 (1041 amino acids)
Biological process (GO): regulation of transcription by RNA polymerase II
Molecular function (GO): RNA polymerase II cis-regulatory region sequence-specific DNA binding; DNA-binding transcription factor activity
Source: RefSeq, a predicted model, not a curated record
AAACCAAAACAAUCAUUAGUCUUCCUAGUUGGUGAUAUCUUGAAGAUUCCAUUGACGAAUCCCACAUUUUUUUCUAGUUGCAUCCAUCGCAUCACAACAAAAUAUGAACACCGAUGAUCCUCUUAAGUAUGAACACUCGGACAAAGAUCUUAGGAUUCCUCGUAUCUUGAAUGAGUUACAACUGAUUUACGCUCGAAGUGGAUCCUGGUUUUUGAUUUUUCAAGACAGCCAUGACUUCAUACUCAACGACGAGCCUUAUUUUUCUCUCAAUAUGCUCUAUGAUUGCAAUUCCCACCAAUUUGUGUGGCGAGUAUUAGGUCGAACAGUGGAGAAGGGUCAAAUUGAGUCGGAGGACCAUUUCACAACCACUUGUCAACGGCUUUUUCACAACCGGAAACCAUGUUUGGGGAUCAAACCCAAAGAUGCCCGUUUCCCGCUUUCAUGUCGGUUUUCUUCCACUUGUGCCAUUACCGUUGAUUCUCAAGCAUCCAAACUGGACGUGUGUCUUGAGUGCCAAAAGCUAUUCCUGCCCUCCAAAACUCGACCCUCCAAAGCUCAAGAAGACGAAGGGUUGGAUCCGGAUUAUGAUUCGACCUACAAGGAAGAGGUUGGACAAGAGGAAAUUGGCAGUGAUUUUGAUUCUUUGGAGGCUGUGGAUCCUGGGGGACAACUGCAACAUGGAAUUAGAACGAACAAAAAGACGAUCAAAGAGGCCAAUAGAAAACGCCAAACUUGGACUUGUCGAAUCUGCCAUAAGGUCCUAAAUUUUGCGUCUUCUGAGACUCAUUUGAGGAAUGUGCAUGGCGCAGCAGAGUUCAACUGCUUGAUCUGUUUCGAGUCCUUUCCGUUCGCCAAAGAGCUCACUGAUCACAACUUCCUAGUCCACAGUCAAAAUUCUACUUUAGAGUGUCCCAACUGCCAGAUAAUGAUUGACUUGGGUGAUGAUGGAGACGGAUUGAUUUCCCACGUGGAGGUUUGUAACAGGGCCAAGUUUGUCGAUACACUGCCAAAAUCCAAAGGUAAACAAGAAGGCCAGAUCCAUCAGUGUGACCAAUGUGGGAAAGAAUUUGCAACAGGUUAUUUGCUGAAAUCCCACCAAAAAACUCAUAGUGACGUGUGGCUCGAAUGCAAAACCUGUGAGUUCAAGACCAAGUACAAGCAAAACCUCAUCAACCACGAGCGAAGACACGUUCAAGGGCGAGGAACGGUUAAAAACUGUAUUUGCGAUCUGUGUGGAAAGGCACUGAGAGGACCGGAGUGUUUAGAUAAGCAUAUCAAGUCCAUUCAUGAGAAAUCGUUACAUUUUCCUUGUGACAAAUGCGACCGAGCCUUCACAAGUUCGGCCAUGUUAAAGAGACACAAAAAUAGGUUCCAUGCAGAAUCCGAUGAGUUCAUUUGCAAGGUGUGUAGUUACAGAGCUGGAGAUCAUAUCGAGCUCAGUGAUCACUCCAAGGUUCACGAGGAUCCGACACACAAGUGCCAAUAUUGUACUAAGCUCUUUAGGCGUAAGCAUCAUCUCACCAUCCAUGAACGUAUACAUAAAGGGGAAAAGCCUUUCAAGUGUGACAUAUGCGAUUAUGCCAGCAAUAACUCGGGAAAUCUCAUAAAACAUAAGAAAUUCGUCCAUCAGCAACAGAAGAAAACCGCCAAAAAAUCUCAAUUUCAAGUGGAGCAAAACUCGUCACAGAUGAUUGUAGACAAACCUUUAUCGAUGACCAAUCAACAUUUACUCUCGCAACAAGGACCCUCAAUAUUUGCCAUGAUGGAAAUCAUCAUGGACGAAACUGUCGUACCCGGCAAUGUUAGCUUGGAGCAAUUGAAUAACAAGGGUUUGUCGUAUCACAAAGUGAGGAACUGGAUCUUCAUUUUUCGAAGUGAUUUUGAUCUCAUUGCCGAUAUAAUGGAACCAUAUCUAGCUAUGACGCUCAUGGUUCAUGAAUUUAAUUUUGGAUAUGUUGGUCGUGUAAUGGGUCGAAUUGCCUUGAGUGGAUCAAUGGAAUCUUUGGGCAAGGAUCUGCUGGGUUUAUGUGAUAAGUUCUUUAUAAAUACUAAACCAUGCCUAGGUUUUCAACCUAUAGACGACCUUUUCCCGAAUUCCUGCCAGUUUUCUGAUCAAUGUUUUAUGUACAUCUCCAACUCCAAAAUGACAUCAGAAUCCUCUAUCUGCCAAGAGUGUUUGCGAUUAAGUCCAAAUAUAGAAACAUCGCCAUCACUUGUGGUUAAAUUUGAAGAACCCAAAACUGAAGAUGGAUCCAUAUCUGAAGAAAUUGACGACAUCCUCACAGAUUUCAAAGAAGAGGAGCCAGGUUCUGAUACAAGCAAAGACAUCCAAAGUGAUGCCAAGAUCAAAAAAACUAAGUUGAACAAGAAUGACGGAAGGUCUUGCCGUUUAUGUGGUGCUCAUCUCAAAAGCCUUUCAAGCCUUUGUGCCCAUAUGACCUUAGUUCACUUUCGAGCUUACUUCGACUGCAUUCAUUGUGAUGCCAAGUUCCGAUUUGCCAAGGAACUAACCAACCAUUUACUAGCCGUUCAUCCAAAGACCCUAAGUGCCAAUUGUCCAAAGUGUCUAAAACUAAUUGAAUUGGAGGAUGAGCUAACUCUGGCUGAUCAUCACGAAAUCUGUGUGAGAGAACACACCAGACAAAAAGUGACGGUGAAUCGUUUCAAACGGAUCCGACGUGAUCGUCCUCACCAAUGUGAUCAAUGCGGAAAAAGUUACUCCCUGAUCGAAUACCUCAAGAACCACAAGAAGAAGCAUGGGGAGCCGAUCAAAUGCUCCAAAUGUGACUUUGCCACCACAUCCAAUCAAUAUCUCAAAGAGCACGAGAAGAAACAUUUGGUAGAAGAAGGUUUGGCACCCAAAGCCAUUUGCCAUCUCUGUGGCAAGGAACUCAGUCAGAAUACGUCCUUAAAGAACCACAUCAAAUUCGUUCACGGUCAGUUGAAUUUUCCGUGCGAAAAAUGCGACCGGGUCUUUACCAGAGAAAAGACCCUGACGGCUCAUAAGAAUCGUGUUCAUGGAGAAUCGGACAAGUUUCUCUGCGGCGAGUGCGGCUACCGAGCAGGGAGCCAAAUGGAGUUGCGAGAUCAUUCUCGAACUCACGAUGACACGUUACACAAGUGCCGCUUGUGCGGAAAGUUGAUGAAAUCGAGAAGGACUCUUCAAAACCACGAAAGGCUGCACAAGGAGAACGGAACAUUUUUGACCGAUAUUACCUUAAAACCGUAGGGUUAAAAUAGAUGCUCUUAAAUGAAUAAAUGAAUAAAAAUUAUUUUAUGCCAAGA